Rosa rugosa (rugosa rose) is the source of this 1398-nucleotide messenger RNA. RefSeq lists its product as uncharacterized. Lineage: Eukaryota; Viridiplantae; Streptophyta; Magnoliopsida; Rosales; Rosaceae. The record is from RefSeq and is a predicted model, not a curated record. The transcript is spliced from 2 exons. The coding region runs from base 1 to 1398 and encodes 465 amino acids.
AUGAUAAAAAAAAUAUACUUGUAUGAAGUAUCAAGAUUUGUGCAUAGAUUUCCCAACUCCUAUUUGUGCCUUGGUUCUGAGCCAUUAUACAAACGAUCAAGGCUAGAUUCCCUUUUCUUGACUGCACCUAAGAAUUUGUCACCGCAAUAUAGACAAGCAAAGGUCAGAACAAUUGCAAACAGAAUAUCCCGCAAGGAAGUUACUUCUGGAAUUUGCAAAUUCUUUUACCAUGCAGGAGUUCCUCUACAAGCGGCAAACUCCAUAUACUUCCAUAAGAUGCUUGAAUUGGUUGGCCAAUAUGGGCCAGGUGUGGUAGCACCUACAAGCCAAUUAAUAUCAGGUCGGUGUCUGCAGGAAGAAAUUGCAACCAUCAAAAACUACCUUGCUGAGUAUAAGUCAUCCUGGGCAAUCACUGGUUGUUCUAUAAUGGCAGACAGUUGGCUAGACGCAGAGGGUAGAACACUGAUCAAUUUUUUAGCUUCUGGUCCAAAUGGUGUAUACUUUGUUCCUUCAGUUGAUGCCACUGAAAUAGUUAAAGAUGCUUCAGAAUUGUUUGAGCUGCUCGACAAAGUGGUUGAAGAGAUGGGAGAGGAAAAUGUAGUUCAGGUAAUCACUCCAAAUAUUCCAAGUUAUAAAGCUGCUGGGAAGAUGCUUGAGGAGAAGAGAAAGAAUUUGUUCUGGACUCCAUGUGCCACCAAUUGUAUUGAUCAAAUUCUUAAACAUUUGUCAGAUAUGCCUAGUGUAGCAGAGUGCAUUAAGAAGAGCCAAAAGAUUACAAACCUCAUCUACAGCCAAAUUUGGUUGUUAAAUUUUAUGAAGAAUGGCUUUACUCAGGGGAAGGAACUUUUGAGGCCUUCCAUUACCCAGUUUGCCUCUAGCUUUGCUACCUUACAAAGCUUGGUGGACCAUAGGAUUGGUCUUAGAAAAAUGUUUCGAUCAAACAAAUGGAUUUCAUCUCAUUGCUCCAGAGCACGUGAGGCGAAAGAGGUGGCAAAUAUUGUAUCAGACGCAGGAUUUUGGAAGAAUUUACAGGUUGUUAGGAAUUCUGUGGACCCAAUGAUGCAAGUUCUUCAAAAGGUUGAGAGUGGUGAGUGCUUGUCAGUGUCGUCUAUCUACAAUGAUAUGUCCACUACAAGUCUUGCAAUCAAAUCCAUUUAUGGUGAACAUGAGCCAAACUGCGAACCAAUUUGGGAUGCCAUCCAAAAUCAUUGGGACUCGUUAAACCACCCUGUAUUUGUGGCAGCUUACUUCUUAAAUCCAUCUUAUAGAUAUCGACCUGAUUUUAUGGCGGUAGGAGAAACACCGACUGUUUCAAUCAUAGUUUAUAAUAAAUCAACUAUGAUUGAAACUCAAAAAGCUUUGUUUAGAUAUGGAACCAAUCCAAGUUUUUCAAUUUAG